This is a messenger RNA of Paramisgurnus dabryanus, 662 nucleotides long. It is a transcript of the gene cartl, whose product is annotated as cocaine- and amphetamine-regulated transcript-like. Gene Ontology annotation, biological process: negative regulation of appetite; G protein-coupled receptor signaling pathway; positive regulation of MAPK cascade. Gene Ontology annotation, molecular function: neuropeptide hormone activity. The record is from RefSeq and is a predicted model, not a curated record. Lineage: Eukaryota; Metazoa; Chordata; Actinopteri; Cypriniformes; Cobitidae.
AAUCCUAAAGUAUGCGAUUCAGGAAACACCCAUUUUUAUCACUUCAAAACAUGAACAAUGAUUGCAGCGCCCUCUGCUGGUCACUCAUUGCCAUGGAUGCUCAUCCAAAGCGAGUUGCGGUGCUUUCAAGUAACCGUUGACACAAACUCCAAGGACUCCAAACCAUGAAGAGCUCAGUUAAACUGAUAGGACUGAUCAUAGCUGUACUCUUUACUGUCAUGUCCAGUGGAGAAGAACUUGCCUUAGAUGACCCACAGCUGACCCAGCAGGAAACUGAAAAAGACCUUAUUGAAGCUAUGACAGCACUUUUAGGAAGAUACCAGAAUCAGAACUAUCCACCAUCAACUGAAAAACGUGGCAUUCCACAGUGUGCUGUGGGGUCACGCUGUGCUUUGAAACUUGGUCCACGCAUUGGGAAACUUUGUGAAUGUGGCAGAGGAUCUAAUUGUAACUCGUUUCUCUUAAAAUGCAUCUGAAUGACUAUAAGGAGCAGCAAAUACCUGUAUUCUUCUUAAAGCUGUAAAGCCAUGUGCAAAUGCUAAAUUGCGAGAGAUAGAGAGUGGAAAUGCAUUUUUCAUCUACAAAAUUUCUUCAACUAUUUAAAUCAGCAUGAAAGCUGUAAUGAAGCAUGUUUUUUAUUUUAAUUUUGUUAUGAGCAUAAA